Molecule: messenger RNA, 813 nt
Organism: Fusarium vanettenii 77-13-4
Lineage: Eukaryota; Fungi; Ascomycota; Sordariomycetes; Hypocreales; Nectriaceae
Exons: 2
Coding region: 1-813 (270 amino acids)
Source: RefSeq, a predicted model, not a curated record
AUGCCCAAGGCACAGAAAACACCCUGGGCUGGGUACUGGGAACCUCCCCCAGUGAACCAGGUCUUCGUCUCGCGGGCUGAUCGAGCCACAAGCGUCUACGAUCGCGACGUCGCAUUUCGUCAGGCUCAGAGAGAUGCCUUGAUCAUCGCCGCUCAGGAAGGCUAUCAGCAGAGAGGCCAGAAACGGGGAGCAGAUUUCGACCAUGACUCCGAGGCGGCCGAGUUCUUACGCACCCCGAAGGCGAGAUGCAUGCCGGUCAUCGCUGAGGAGGACACAUCGAUGGAAGGUAGUGACAUGGUGGCACAGGAUCCAGGAGACGAGACCGAGCAUCAACAUGCGAACCAGGCACCUACUCCACGGGCUGUUCCAAGCAAUGGGCAGUCUCUGGACAUUCAGGAACGCCUAGCUGCCUUGGAGGGCAAGAUGCAGUCUCUCGACAAAACCACAGAGAAGCAUGUGGGCGACCUUGGCUACCUCCUCCCACGGACGACGGAGUUGGCGAGCGUAGGCCAGGCUGUCAAGAAAAAGGCCGAUGUACUGGAGAAGGGGAUAAACACGACCAAUGACAACAUUUUGGGCCUGUUGGGGGUACUGAAGCAGUGUUCGGAACUCAACCGCGACAUGAUAUCACUCUAUGGAAGACUGGUUAAGCUCACGGAAAAGACAGCGAGAGACUUGAAGGUCACCAGAAAGGCCUUGGAUGAGACACGAGCAGCACAGACCAAGGAUCGGGCAGCCAUCUCCAGUCUCCAAAAGGAGCUCUCGAAGAUGAGGGAUGAGGGUAUCACCAAGUCAGAGAGCACCAGCACCUGA